AUGCCCUCAACCCACGCCCACCCGAACGGCCACCCACACCCCCAACACGCUCAGCUCCCCAAAAGUCCUACCUCCAAAAUACCCCCACCCACCCACGCCCUUCCAUGUCACCUACCCACGCUCCGCCCCCCACUUCAAAAUACCCCCAACCACCCAACCACGCCCGUCAGUGUCACCUACCUACGCCUCCUCACCCAUGCUCCGCCCCCUCCAAAUACCCACGCCUUCCCAUCUACGCCCAUCAAUACCAUCCACCCACGCCUCCUCACCCACGCUCCGCCCACCCCUAAAACACCUCCAAAGCCUCCUCACCCACACUCUCCCCUAAAUACUCCCACCCCACGAACCGCUACCCCUUCAAAUACUCCUCCCAACGCCCCUCAUCGACCCCCACCCACGCCUGCCCAUCCCCCCUUCCCCUCCCCGUCCCCCAGUGCUGAAUUAUGCAAGCCCCGCUAA
Portunus trituberculatus (swimming crab) is the source of this 459-nucleotide messenger RNA. Its product is annotated as extensin-like. The transcript has a single exon. The record is from RefSeq and is a predicted model, not a curated record. Bases 1 to 459 code for a protein of 152 amino acids. Lineage: Eukaryota; Metazoa; Arthropoda; Malacostraca; Decapoda; Portunidae.